Messenger RNA from Spodoptera littoralis (African cotton leafworm), 2052 nucleotides. The record is from the annotation of a GenBank genome assembly. Lineage: Eukaryota; Metazoa; Arthropoda; Insecta; Lepidoptera; Noctuidae.
AUGUCCGACAUCAACAUGGAGAAGUUUGCUGUAUCAGAUUUUGUGCCCGAACGUUACGUGAAGGAGCUGGCCAAGUCCUGUGUCGGAGGGGAGGAGCUCCAACAACAGAAGGAUAAGAUACAAUCGCUGGCCGACGAGACCGCUAAUGCCCUCAAGAAAAAUGUGUACGAGAACUACAUGCAGUUUAUUGAGACUGCGACGGAGAUAUCCCACCUAGAAGCUGAAAUGUACAAGCUCUCCCACCUGCUGAGUGAACAGCGUACUGUGCUCACGACUCUCUCCCACGCGUCAAUUUUAGGUAACGAGAACGCUAUAUCCCGCGAGUCCCUAGACAACCACGACGUCGAGGCCGAGCGGGCCGAGGAACAACGCAAGAACAAGCUCAACCUCAUAUCUGAGAAAGUAGAAGGUUGUAUGAACUUGUUGGACGUCCCAGACCGGACUGUGUUGCACGAAGGUGACUUGCUAGAGAUAGAUGCUGAAGAGAACACUGCCAUACAGCGGAUGCAUGUGUAUUUAUUCAAUGACUGCCUUAUGUUGACAUCGUGGAUAUCAAACCGUAGAGGUCCUAAUAGAUAUAAGUUUCAAGCUUGCUAUCCUAUCAGUACCCUAGCUGUAGUGAAUGUAAGAGACUUGGGAAGUGUCAAACAAGCUUUUAAAGUUUUAGCAUUUCCAGAUACAAGAGUGUUUCAGUGCAAUAGUUUUGCCAUUAAGAAAGAUUGGUUAGACAAGUUUGAUAUUGCUAAGAAACUGCACAUUGAAAAAGAAACAUCAAAGCAAAAGAAAAAAGACAGUCAAGAUAAGCCUAAACCAGAGCUACUGGAGUCUCCCAGUCUCUCUGUUGAGGAGCUGCCAUCCCCUCAACUGGCUCCCCUACCCGAGUGGCUGGCUGAUGUCACUGAGGAGCUGGAUGUGCUCAUUGUUGAAAGACAUUUUCAAAAAACUUAUGAACUGAUGGUGUCUGCACAGAAAGCACUAGACACUGAAGAACACAAAAACCACCCAUCGAGAAGUGAUUUGUUGAAGAGAAUUGAACAAAAGCAAAAAGUUUUGAUUGAAAUUUUACUGAAAGAGCUUGAUGUUACUCACAACUGGAGCCCGAGGGGAGGGCUACAGUCAUCCAGGCAGCCUGUACUCAUACUCAAUAAGUUCAACAUGACCAGUCAGGCAUGUGAGCUGUUCCUGGCAAUUUGCAGUCACACUGUGAAGGUGCAUGUGAAAGGGGUCCAGCUAGAAGGGUCUAUCAAUAGUUAUGUAAAGCAAGUAGGUGAAGUGUUCUUCUGCUCACUCAGCGAUGCCUUAACAGAGUUCAUUACAUUAUUUCCUAAGAAUAAAAUUAGUGCUUUGGUAGUAUGGGCUAGCAUGCAACUUAGAAUGUUAAUGAGUCAAAUUAUCAAACAAGUGUUCACUCCGCAGUGUGCGCUAGAUUCAGUGUUGGACUGUGUGCAGAGUUUGCGAGAUCAGUGCCUGUUAUUUUGUGAGUUUGGUCUAGACUUGAGAUUUCAGAUGAAUAGCUGUUUAAGAGCACCUAUAGUGAAAGCCCUAAGGGAGUACAGGGAAAAAGUGAUGGAUUCUAUGAAGAAUAAGGUGUCAGAGGACAAGUGGACCCCUGUGAAUAUGCACACUAAAGCCGGAGUCAACAAGUUCUUGACACAGAUGGAGAGUUUGGGCCUUAUCUUAGCUAAGUACAUAAUAAAUGAAACAUGGGUGGACUUAUCUAGUAGUACAAUAUGGUUUGCGCAGUCUGUUAUAACUAUACAGAAGGUGGGACUGCAACUGGUCACCAAGGACAUGAUGGACGUACUGGACGAGUGCAUCUAUGCAGUCUUUAACUCCCGCCUUAAGCUGUCCAUAGGCAACGACUCUAGUUACGCUCAGAAGAACUUUAAGUUUAUUUUAGACACGGUGAUGCCUUUAAUGCUCAGAUGUUAUAAGGAAGAGGUUGGAUAUGAUAAUGAGAAGUUGGUGAGCCUGGCCAAGAAGUUUGGCGUCUACAUACCACCUCCAAAGAAAUCCAACAUCACAAAAUACACGAGUAACGAAUAUUUAUGA